Molecule: messenger RNA, 2611 nt
Organism: Sceloporus undulatus (fence lizard)
Lineage: Eukaryota; Metazoa; Chordata; Lepidosauria; Squamata; Phrynosomatidae
Product: gastrula zinc finger protein XlCGF26.1-like
Exons: 7
Coding region: 149-2134 (661 amino acids)
Biological process (GO): regulation of transcription by RNA polymerase II
Molecular function (GO): DNA-binding transcription factor activity; RNA polymerase II cis-regulatory region sequence-specific DNA binding
Source: RefSeq, a predicted model, not a curated record
AGAGGAAGGAGGAGGAGGAGGCUUCUCUCGCUCUCUCUCUGAGUCUCUGGAAGAGAAGGACUCAGGGAGAAAGAUACAGCGAGAGACACUGAGGCCUAGACAUUCUCAGUACUGUAUAAACUUCGGUAUCUUACUCUGAGAGCGAGCCAUGCAGAAGAGCUUUGGGGAGAAGAUGCUCAGUUCUGAGGUCCAGCGCCAGCACUUCAGGCAGUUUGUCUUCCAGGAGGAGGCUUUGGGGCCCCGGGAGGUUUGCAGCCAGCUCCACAAUCUCUGCUGCCAGUGGCUGAAGCCAGAGAGACACACCAAGGCUGAGAUGCUGGACCUGGUGAUCCUGGAGCAGUUCCUGGCUGUCCUUCCCCCAGAGAUGGGGAGCUGGGUUCGAGAGUGUGGAGCGGAGACAACCUCCCAAGCAGUGGCCUUGGCAGAGGGCUUCCUCCUGAGCCAGGCAGAGGAGAAAAAGCCGAAAGAGGAGCAGGACUUGUUUGUGAAAGAGAUGGCUGAGAAGGAGAAGUGUUAUUUUGAAUCCAGUCAAAGGCAGCGGCCGAAGUGGAUCACGCAAAACAGAGAAGGGAUGUCCUCAACAAUGAGUAGGGACUAUGAGGGAGGCAGAAUAAGGAUCGGGUCUAAGUGUACAAGCACAUCUCUUCACCCUGAUGGACUCAGAACACCUUCUGGGAGGCUAGAUCAGGUGACCUUUGAGGAAGUGUGUGUGGAUUUCACAGAGGAGGAGUGGUCCCUGCUGGGUCCAAGCCAAAAGGCCCUUCAUUGGGAAGUGAUAGAGGAGAUUCUGGGGGCCCUGUCCUCUCUGAGCAGUGAUGGGCAACUGAAAGAGUGUAAAGAGAAGCCAUGGCAAGCAUUGAUGCCAAGAGACCUGUGCAAAAAGGUAAAAGAGAAGGAAAGAAAAACUGACACAGAAAACGAGUGGAGAACCACAAUCCAAAGAACAAUACAGAAACAAAAGAAAAGAAGUAAAUAUCUUUGUCUUGCACAUGACAGAAGGUUCAGUUCUAAAGCAACUCUUACUCUUCAGAAGAGAGUUCAGACAAACGGGAAAGCAAUCAAAGAUGGUGAGUGUGGAAAUGGCUCCAGUUUUAUUUCAGUUAAACAUGUUAACAGACGAAUGAGACCAUUGAAAUGCUUGAAGAGUGGAAAACAUUUCACUCAGAAGACAACCCUCAACUAUCAUCAAGCAGCUCACAGAGCGGAGAAGCCAUUUAAAUGCCUGGAGUGUGGGAAAAGUUUCAUGGAGGAAAGAGCUCUUACUGAUCAUCAAAAAACUCACACAAGAGAGAAAUGCUUUAAAACCCUACAGUGUGAAAAAGGUUUCAUUCCUCAUCAAUCAACUCACACAGAGGAAAAAAUCUUUAAAUGCCCGGAGUGUGGAAAAGAUUUUGCUCGGAAGACAUGCCUCACUCGUCACCAAGUAACUCACACAGGAGAAAAACCAUUUAAAUGCCUGGAAUGUGGAAAAGGCUUCACUGGGAAGACACAACUCACUUAUCAUCAAAAGACUCACACAGGAGAGAAACCCUUUAAAUGCCUGGAGUGUGGGAAAGGUUUUGCUCAGAAGACAGACCUCACUCGUCACCAAUUAACUCACACAGGACAGAAACCCUUUAAAUGCCUGGAAUGUGGAAAAGGUUUCGCUCGGAAGGAACACCUCUCUUUUCACCAAGCAACUCACACAGGAGAGAAACCCUUUAAAUGCCUGGAGUGUGGGAAAGGUUUCACUCGGAAGACAUACCUCUCUUUUCACCAAGUAACACACACAGGAGAGAAACCCUUUAAAUGCCUGGAGUGUGGAAAAGGUUAUAUUCAAAAGAUACACCUCACCUAUCAUCAAAAAACUCACACAGGAGAGAAACCCUUUAAAUGCCUGGAGUGUGGAAAAGGUUUCAUUGUGAAAAGAGACUUCACUAGUCACCAAAAAACUCACACAGGAGAGAAACCAUUUAAAUGCCUGGAGUGUGGGAAAGGUUUCAUUGUGAAAAGAGACUUCACUCGUCACCAAAAAACUCACACAGGAGAGAAACCGUUUAAAUGCCUGGAGUGUGGAAAAGGUUUCAUUGUGAAAAGAGACUUCACUCAUCACCAAAAAACUCACACAGGAGAGAAACUCUUUAAAUGCCGGUAAACAGCUUUGCCUGCAGACAUGCUUGCCAGAUGAUCACAGAGUAGUUUCUGACAAUGCUGGCUCUUUGGCUUACUAACAGACAUGAGGACCACUACUUAGAGUGAAACACGACUUGACAACUUUAUCAAUGGCGAAUACCUUUACCUUCAUGUGGAAAAAGUUUCACUCAGAAGACAAAAUUUCAGCAUUAUCAAAAAAACUCACACAGGAGAGAAACCAUUUCAGUGCUUGAAAUUUGGGAAAGUGUAUAUUCAGAAGGCAUUCCAUACUUAUCAUAAAAACAAUUGCACAAGAAAAAAGCCAUUUAAAUGCUUUGAGUACGGAAAAGGUUUUAUUCAAAACCAUCAACCAAUUCACAGGACAGAAGGAAUUAAAGGUAUGUGACUAUUUAAAAUUUUCAUGUUCUCCAGAAGAUUAAAAAUGUUUUGUUUUUAUUUAGUAUGUGCAUAUUGUUAGUUUAAAUAAAAAGUGUGAUCA